This is a messenger RNA of Fragaria vesca subsp. vesca, 1754 nucleotides long. Its product is annotated as beta-fructofuranosidase, insoluble isoenzyme CWINV1-like. Lineage: Eukaryota; Viridiplantae; Streptophyta; Magnoliopsida; Rosales; Rosaceae. The transcript has 7 exons. The coding region runs from base 1 to 1698 and encodes 565 amino acids. Gene Ontology annotation, biological process: carbohydrate metabolic process. The record is from RefSeq and is a predicted model, not a curated record. Gene Ontology annotation, molecular function: hydrolase activity, hydrolyzing O-glycosyl compounds.
AUGAUAUUCUCCUCAUCUCUUUGGCAUUUCUGCAUUCUUUCUCUUUUGCUCUCUUAUGGUGUUCUUCAGACUUCCGAACUGACUUCAGCACAUCAUUACCGAACUGGCUAUCAUUUCCAGCCCCGAAGGAACUGGAUGAAUGAUCCAAAUGGGCCACUGAUUUACAAGGGAAUUUACCAUCUUUUCUAUCAAUACAAUCCCAGGGGUACCGGUGCAGGUUAUCGCCAUAUUGUUUGGGCACAUUCUACAUCAACUGAUCUUAUUAAUUGGAUCCCGCAUAAUGAUGCUAUUUACCCAUCAGAGACGUUUGAUAUCAAUGGUUGUUGGUCGGGGUCAGUUACAAUCCUUCCCGGCGGUAAGCCGGCCAUUUUUUAUACCGGAGUCAACUCCCAAAACGAGCAAGCUCAAAACUUGGCCUUCCCCAGAAACCUCUCAGACCCAUUCCUUAAGGAAUGGGUUAAGAUCCCACAAAACCCGUUAAUUAGCGCAACCCCAGCUAAUCAUAUAAAUGCAUCCUCAUUUAGGGACCCAAGUACUGCUUGGUUAGGACCCGAUCAUAGAUGGAGAUUAAUCGUUGGUAGCCGAAAGGGCAAAACAGGCUUAGCUAUCUUAUAUAGAAGCAGAGAUUUCCUCAAAUGGACCAAGGCAAAGCAUCCACUUCAUUCCACAAAGGAAAAUGGAAUGUGGGAAUGCCCUGAUUUUUUCCCAGUGUCAAAGACUAAGUUGCUCGGUCUUGACACAUCUGCAACUGGUCCGAAUGUUAAGCAUGUGUUCAAAGUAAGCUUGGACAAUACUAAGAAAGAGUACUACACAACUGGGACAUAUAAUGUGGAAAAGGAUAUCUAUAUCCCAGAUAAGGGAUCUGUUGAGAGUGAUAAUUCUGGCUUGAGAUAUGAUUAUGGGAAGUUUUAUGCUUCAAAAACCUUUUUUGACAGUGCAAAGAACCGCAGAAUCUUGUGGGGUUGGAUCAAUGAGUCCUCAAGUGUUAAAGGUGACAUCAACAAAGGAUGGUCUGGACUCCAGGCAGUUCCAAGGACCGUUUUGCUUGAUAAGUCUGGAAAAGAAUUGGUGCAAUGGCCCAUUGUAGAACUUGAAAAGUUGAGAACGAAGCAUGUCAAGUUGCCCAACAUUGUGCUCAAGGAAGGAUCACUCCAUAGAGUACUCGGUGUUACACCAGCACAAGCUGUUGUAGAAAUCACAUUUGAGAUUAGUGAUUUGAAGAAAGCAGAAGUGUUUGAUCCAAGUUGGACUGAUCCUCAAACUUUGUGUAGUAAAAAAGGUGCUUCAGUUAAAGGUGGUCUUGGACCAUUUGGUUUACUGGUUUUGGCUUCAAAGGGAUUGAAAGAAAAUACAGCAGUAUUCUAUAGGAUAUUCAAAUCUCAGAACAACAAGUACAAAUAUGUAGUGCUCAUGUGUAGCGACCAAAGCAGGUCGUCCUUGAAUCAAGAUAAUGAUAUGAUCACAUAUGGGACUUUUGUAAAUGUGGAUCCAGUUCAUGAAAAGCUAUCCCUAAGAAGCUUAAUCGAUCAUUCGAUAGUGGAAAGUUUUGGAGGACUAGGCAAGGCAUGUAUAACUGCAAGAGUUUAUCCUAAAUUGACUGUUGAUGGUGAUACCCGAUUAUAUAUUUUCAAUUAUGGAAAUGAGAGUGUCGAAAUUACAGGAGAUGUAUGGAGCAUGAAAACUGCUAAAAUGAAUUGAUUAAUACGAAGUGUACGUAAUGGAAAGUGAGCACUAGGGGGAGGGGGAGAAGAAGA